AUCAUAUAGCAAGAGGAGGACCACUCGAUGAAGAUGACUCGCGAUGAGUGCGGCCAUGUUCUGAUUCAGAGAUAGAGCGAAAAGUGGCAAGAACCCGAGGAAGCCGAUAGCCCGGCACAUCUUUAUAAGUGCGAGAUGAAGGAGAAGUCCAAGAAUGCGGCCAAAACGCGACGGGAGAAGGAGAACGGGGAGUUCUAUGAACUGGCCAAACUGCUGCCAUUGCCUUCGGCCAUCACCUCACAGCUGGACAAGGCCUCCAUAAUCAGGCUGACCACGAGCUACCUCAAGAUGAGGGCUGUCUUCCCUGACGGUCUGGGGGAGGCCUGGGGGCAGCCCACCCGGGUCAGCCCUUUGGACAACAUGGCAAAGGAACUGGGAUCUCACUUGCUUCAGACCCUGGACGGCUUUGUGUUUGUCGUGGCCUCCGACGGCAAGAUUAUGUACAUCUCGGAGACUGCCUCUGUUCACCUGGGUUUGUCACAGGUCGAGCUGACGGGCAACAGCAUCUUCGAGUACAUCCACCCGUCGGAUCACGACGAGAUGACCGCUGUGCUCAGCGCGCACCAGCCACUCCACCCCCACGUCCUUCAAGAGUAUGAGCUGGAGCGCUCCUUCUUCCUCAGGAUGAAGUGUGUCCUGGCCAAGCGGAAUGCGGGCCUCACCUGCGGAGGCUACAAGGUGAUCCACUGCAGCGGGUACCUAAAGAUCCGGCAGUAUGUGACAGACAUGGCCCUGUAUGACUCCUGCUACCAGAUCGUGGGCCUGGUGGCGGUGGGCCACUCACUGCCUCCCAGCGGCAUCACCGAGAUCAAGCUGCACAGCAACAUGUUCAUGUUCCGCGCCAGCCUGGACCUCAAGCUCAUCUUCCUGGACUCACGGGUGGCCGAGCUCACCGGCUACGAGCCCCAGGACCUGAUAGAGAAAACGCUGUACCACCAUGUCCACGGCUGCGACGUCUUCCACCUGAGAUACGCCCAUCACCUGUUGCUGGUCAAGGGUCAGGUGACCACCAAGUACUACCGGCUGCUGUCCAAGCACGGGGGCUGGGUGUGGGUGCAGAGCUAUGCCACCAUCGUCCACAACAGCCGCUCGUCGCGUCCUCACUGCAUCGUCAGCGUCAACUACGUCCUCACGGAGAUUGAGUAUAAGGACCUGCAGCUCUCUCAGGAGCAGAGCUGUGCCACCAAGCAGCCAGGUCUCGUGUACAGAAGCCCCCUGGCCUCUUCUCAGGACUCCCGCAAGCAGCUGAAAGCCAAAGCUGUCAAGAUCAAAGCCAAACUCAAGAGCGCCCCCUACCACCAGCCAAACAGUUCUUUCCACCAGGACAAAAUGGAGUGCUCCCCCCAGGCCGGGAGCUGGAAAGAGAGCCCGCCGUACAGCCUGGCCCCCUGCCAGGAGCAGAGCUCCAUGCCGGAGCACGGGGAGGUGCUGUGCGGGCCUCCGUGCGGGCUGGCUUUUCCCUACCCGUAUGGCCACUUUCCCUCAGAACCGACCGCUCUGGCCGGACGGCGGCUGCGGCCGGGCCAGGGCUCACCGUGCCAGGCCAUGCGCCAACUGCUCAGCUCCCUGCAGGCCCACGGUGAUGGGCGCUGGAGCUGCACCGAACCAUGCCCUGCCCGCACCGCCAAGCCACUGCCCAGCCCCACCCUCAGCUCUUCCUCCCACUCGUACUCCGCCACAUACCCAGGGCCCCUCGCAGCCAGGAGAUAUGGGGGUGAAUCGGCGCUUGAGGGCUUUUCCAGCUGCUCAACCUCCAGACCUAACAGCAGGUUUAAGGAAGAGCCAUAUGAACACAACACGCUUGGCCAGGGCAGGCAGGACGCCAGGCUGCACAGCCCCCAGCGGGCCGCCGAAGAGAACGGCAAGUUGCAAUUCAUCCAUAACCCGAAGGAGCACCUGGGCAAAGUGAGCUGCAGCCACUCCAAGACCCCGCAGGGCUUGAGUCACCACUUGCCCAUGCUGGAGCAGAGGCGCAGGUUAUGUGCAGCGGAGGCUCCUUACACCCAUCCGGCAGACCACGGUGCUCCGGAGCAGGCAGAGGGCAAGGGGGAGCCCCGCGGGACGCCAAAGCUGCUGGAACAGGGAGGCGGAGCUGCGGCCGGAGAGCAGCAGCGGAUGUUCAUGGGGAUGGGCUUGCAGGGCCAGGCCCCGUACGUGUCGCUGAACUUCCACCACAUGCUGGCCAAGCACGGAUCCUUCCAGGCGCCGUCGUACACGCUGGCGGGCCACCUGGGGGACGGGUACAGCCACCGUGGCGAGGAGCUCGAGGCAUACGCCUACAGAAACCAGAGUCCCGCCUCGAGUUCAUCGCCCGAGACUCACAGGGAGAUGCCCCAUUACAUCGGCACGUCCGUCAUCAUAACCAACGAGAGGUGACAGCACCCCGCGGGGGCAGACGGGGGAAUACGUCACGGCGCACUCCUCACACCUCAGCCCCAAGGCUCCCCCCGUUGCCAGGAGCUGUGACUGACACGUGGCAACACAUACCUUUCGAACCCGCUGCACAGUGCCUCCUGCGCUUGUCCUUGACUGAAAUUUUAUGCUUGGAAUUAUACAUUGUACUAAUGUCGUACUCCUGUUAGGGGAACAAGCCGUAAUUUCAGGCUUUUUUUGCCUGAAUAUAUUAUAUUUUUGCAGACUAUUUAGCAGCUAAAAUAUAUUAUGCACUCCCCAGAUCCCGGAACUAACAGUCUCUUUUGUAAUACGAAGACAACAAAUAUAAAACAUUCAUUUAAAGCGUUACUCAGUGUGCUAAGGAACAGCAGGGUUAAAAGUUUGUGUAUCUUAACGUCACGCAGUUCCACGGAGCAGAACUACGGAGCAGAACCACACAGCAGAACCACGCGUGCGCUGUACCCGGAUACAGGCCCAUCUGCUAUUUAUAAAUAAAUCUUGAUUUGUCACGUGCAGCAGGAUGAAAAUGGAGCGUUUUUGUUAGUCGGAUUAAUUCCCCGGCAGCGUUCAGGAGGCGUGUCUUCUGCAGUGCGCAUCGCCAUGGCUGGAGAGCUCGGCGUCACCUCGCUGUGCCGCUCCUGAUCCAUCAGUCAAACGGUACUUAAAAUGUACCGCAUCGGUUAAAAAAAAAAAAAAAAAAAAAAAAAAGCGGGGAAAUUUUCUAAGCUACCUAGACCUCCUGAAAAAGUUUUUUUUUAACAGAUGUCUAUCAUCUUUAAAAUAACUCCCAAGUGUAGGACUUGUGAAACACAUUUAAAAAAGUGUUUAAAAAUUUAUAACGGCCAAACUGAACAGGAGUGGGAACGGAGGGCCGAUAAGGAUCGCUGCAGAUGUCAUUGUUGGUGGACUCCCUAAUAAGGCCACGGCUGGAUG
Molecule: messenger RNA, 3327 nt
Organism: Scleropages formosus (Asian bonytongue)
Lineage: Eukaryota; Metazoa; Chordata; Actinopteri; Osteoglossiformes; Osteoglossidae
Gene: sim2
Product: SIM bHLH transcription factor 2
Exons: 11
Coding region: 136-2376 (746 amino acids)
Biological process (GO): regulation of transcription by RNA polymerase II
Molecular function (GO): RNA polymerase II transcription regulatory region sequence-specific DNA binding; DNA-binding transcription factor activity, RNA polymerase II-specific; protein dimerization activity
Source: RefSeq, a predicted model, not a curated record